Molecule: messenger RNA, 1130 nt
Organism: Drosophila erecta
Lineage: Eukaryota; Metazoa; Arthropoda; Insecta; Diptera; Drosophilidae
Exons: 1
Coding region: 449-691 (80 amino acids)
Source: RefSeq, a predicted model, not a curated record
CAUCUGCGGUUGCUCAGUUUUGGUUAGAUCUAAGGUUCUUUGGAGCCAUUUUCCGAACAAUGGAAACUUUCAUUUGUCUUCGGCUUUUUACUUUUAAACCAGAUGCAAGGAAAGUACUCCAGGUUAACUUAAUAGGCUGGACUUAAUGGGUUAAUGAGUGCCGGCCGAGGGUAAUUGGAAAACCAGUUCCAGCUCUUAACAACCGAUGAUCAAUAAUAAGUUUUGGGGCAGGGAUUUGCUUAAAGUGCAGCCGAGCUGGAGAACCUAAUCCCAGCGGACUUGGGCUUCUUCCAUAAAAGUGAAGCGAAAAGGGUUAACCUUUAAAAUUUACAAUGUCCCACGGUCGCCGUUUUUAUGACAAGGGCGGCCCACAAAAAUGAAAGCUGUGAAAUAAAACGAAAAGAAAAGCCGAAAACAGCGAUACAGAACAAGAACAAACGGAGAAGGGAUGGCUCCAAAUGAAAAUAAAACACAAACAGAAUCUGGCAGCGAGCGAGGAAAAUGGAAAUGGCAGGAAAAUUCAAAUCACAAACUCGGUAUUUAUUUGCGAAGCGUAAAUGAUUACCACUUAAAAUGUGCUCGACUGCCACCUAAAAACCAAUUGUUGGAAAAAGCACAACCAACCGAGUUUCUGGGCGGCGCUGGGUGGCCGCAGUGGGCGACUCCAAGGACACGGCAGCAGAAGGAGUAAAAGGACCAAAGGCAACAUAUGUUUUUUAUGCCUGAGCUGUCUAAGUGGAUACGGGCGGAACGGAACGAGUGCUCGGUUGGAAAAGCCAGGGGGAUGGAGGAGGAUGGGAGGAUGGGGCUCCUUGCCGGGCGAGAAAACUGCGGGACAGCUGCCAGAGCUUGUUAGAAUCUCCCAAAGGGGGGAAUUCCCUGGCAAAGCGAAAUAUGGAAUUCAUUAAACGAUUCGUUAUAUAUAGAAUAAAUUGGAUUGGAAAAGCAAAUACCCUAAACAAAGGCGGAGCAGAACUUGUUAAGCCGAGAAAGUGGUGCAUUUAUUGUGUGAUUUAUUGGACUUAAGAACUAGCUGGCGUUAGUCAACUACUGUGAGUUUAAGAAAUCUUCGUUAUCAAAAUUGCACAAUUAUGGAUGUAUAAGUACACUUCUUAGGAAACAGAAAAGUU